This is a messenger RNA of Pelagomonas calceolata, 441 nucleotides long. The record is from the annotation of a GenBank genome assembly. NCBI's taxonomy places the organism in Eukaryota, Pelagophyceae, Pelagomonadales, Pelagomonadaceae.
CACUCAGAGAGCAUGGAGAUGUUGCCGCCGGCUACGAGCGUCGUCGUGGGCGCGACCAUAGAAAAAAGAUUCCCCGGCUACGGCGUUCACCGCGGCACCGUCGCCGAGAUCGACGGCGGCAAGGUCCUCGUUCACUGGGCCGCGACGGACGAGCGCAAGAAUCGACGGUGGCACGCGGGCUACAGGGACGCGGACGGCAAGACGCGCUUCAUUGGCCUCUUCGACACCCAGGAGGCGGCCGCGCGCGCCUACAACGCGGCAAUCCGUCGCGCAGGCCUCGAAGGGAAGCGGCGCACGAACCCGGUCGUCGACGGGCAGCUGGUGCCCCGCGCGUACAAGGCGCGUGGUCACGGGGUCGACGCGUUGCGCGGGCGCAAGCGCCGCCGCGAAGAGCCCGCGGCCACGCCGUCGGCGCGCGCCCGCCGCCCGCGCCGGGACUAG